AUCCUUAGGGACUGAAAGUGGAAAAGUGAGAAACAGACAGGGAUUGAUCAGAGAGACAGAGGGAGAAAGCGCACAGGACAGAGGAGAGAGCAGAGGAUAAAGAGACAGAGGGGAAGAUAAGAGGCAGAUAAAUCAGAAUUAUAUUAAACUAUGAUAAAGUAUUGAGAAACAGACUCAGAUUAAAGCGACAGACAGACGAACAGACGGAAGAAAGUUCAACCCAGAUCACUAAAGGUGUACGGCCAUGUUGGAUAUUUCAGCCAGAGUGUGUGUCCUGUGGAUCCUGAGUGUACUGUAUUCCGGAUGGGCCCUAGAGAGCACCACCACACAAAGCCCCGCUCAGGACAGUGGCCUCAAGUUCCGUCUCUCAGGUUACCCGCGUAAACAUAAUGAGGGGCGGAUAGAAGUAUUUUACAACCAGGAAUGGGGAACCAUCUGUGAUGACGACUUUACCAUAGAAAAUGCCCAUGUCCUCUGUCGUCACCUCGGUUUCACUGCCGCAACUGGAUGGACACACAGCGCCAAGUAUGGGAAAGGCAUAGGUCGUAUUUGGCUUGAUAAUGUCAUCUGUUCAGGAAAUGAGAAAAUCAUCUCAGACUGCAAGUCCAGAGGGUGGGGAAACAGUGACUGCACCCAUGAAGAAGAUGCUGGUGUUAUCUGCAAGGAUGAGCGGAUUCCUGGAUUUGUUCAACCCAAUACCAUUGAGACAGAGCAGCGUCAGGUAGAGGAGGUACGCCUUCGGUCUGUUGUUACCAAUGCGAAGAAGCGCCUCCCAGUAAGUGAGGGGAUUCUGGAGAUUCGACACAGGAAUUCGUGGGACCAGGUGUGUGAUGUCGGAUGGACACAGAAGAACAGUUAUGUCAUUUGUGGGAUGCUGGGAUUUCCAUCAGACAAGAAAGUGAACAAAAAUUUCUACAAGCUGUAUUUGGAGAAGCAUCAGCCCUCAUACCGACUGCACUCAGUGCGCUGCGGGGGCAAUGAGGUUCACCUGUCUCUUUGUCCUAUGGAGUUCUACAAAGUGAACAGCACGGCCCAGUGUCAUGGGGGGUCACCGGUUGUGGUGAGCUGCACAGUGAAACCAGGAGUCAGCGGGCCACCUCCACCCAAAAAAAAGAAAGUAAACCAACUUCAACAAGAGGAAAAUAUCCGUCUAAAAGGAGGAGCUCGGCCUGGGGAGGGACGUGUGGAGGUGCUGAAGAAGGGUCAGUGGGGGACAGUGUGUGAUGACCGAUGGGACCUACAAGCUGCAAGUGUGGUCUGUAGGCAGCUUGGCUUUGGAAGUGCUAAGGAAGCCCUGACUGGCGCUCGCAUGGGGCAGGGUAUGGGGCCCAUUCACAUGAACGAGGUGAGGUGUAAUGGUACAGAGAACUCUUUGUGGGAUUGUCAGUACAAGAAUAUCACUGAGGAGGACUGUAAGCAUAGUGAGGAUGCAGCCGUCAAGUGCAACUUUCCAUACAUGGGCUAUGAGACGACGAUACGCAUUGUCGGUGGACGCACGCAGUUUGAGGGGCGUGUGGAGGUGAAACUGGGAACAUCUUGGGGCUACCUGUGUAGUGAAGGAUGGACUACCAAGGAGGCUAUGGUGGCAUGUCGACAACUUGGCCUGGGGUAUUCACUACAUGCGGUGACGGAAACCUGGUACUGGGAUGCCAGUAAUGCAACAGAAAUGGUCCUGAGUGGUGUAAGAUGUACAGGAAAUGAGAUGGCUCUUACACAAUGUGCGCGUCACAACACUGUCAGCUGCAAGAAUACAGGGACACGGCACGCCGCAGGGGUCAUCUGCUCUGAGACUGCCUCAGACCUGGUACUGCACUCUGCCUUGGUCCAGGAAACCGCAUAUAUUGAGGAUCGACCCUUACACAUGUUGUAUUGUGCCGCUGAAGAGAACUGUCUGUCUAGCUCAGCCCGCCAUGCCAACUGGCCUUAUGGACAUCGUCGCCUUCUUCGUUUCUCCUCCCAGAUACACAACAAUGGACGAGCUGACUUCAGGCCCAAGGCUGGGAGACACUCCUGGGUGUGGCACGAGUGCCAUAGGCAUUAUCACAGCAUGGAUAUCUUCACACACUACGACCUCCUUACAACCAAUGGGACUAAAGUAGCUGAGGGACAUAAAGCCAGCUUUUGUUUAGAGGACACGGAGUGCCAGGAACUUACUGCUUAUUGA
This is a messenger RNA of Bombina bombina (fire-bellied toad), 2164 nucleotides long. It is a transcript of the gene LOXL3, whose product is annotated as lysyl oxidase like 3. Bases 245 to 2164 code for a protein of 639 amino acids. The transcript has 12 exons. The record is from RefSeq and is a predicted model, not a curated record. Gene Ontology annotation, biological process: peptidyl-lysine oxidation. Gene Ontology annotation, molecular function: protein-lysine 6-oxidase activity; copper ion binding. Gene Ontology annotation, cellular component: membrane. Lineage: Eukaryota; Metazoa; Chordata; Amphibia; Anura; Bombinatoridae.